CUAUUAUCGGAGAGCUUGACUUCGUCGUCCCUCCGCGAUGGCGUAGCGAUUCUUGUAAGUAAUCUCAAUCCGGGAGCACAGGAAUUCUCCCCGCGGCCCAUCGGCAUUGCCAGGAUUUUCUCCGGAAGCUCUCGGUUUUAUGAGGAUUUCCAGCUCCCGGGGAUGGAGCAGCCACUUCUCGGCAGCCAGCGCCGACCAUUCUCCUUGCACCGGCUAGUGGUGGAAGAUGAAGCAGCGGCUCCGGGGGAAGUGGCAAUCCCGAUCACACCUCUGGCAUUCAAGGAGAAGCUGGUCUAUGGAUCGCUGGAGAGCCCCGCAGGGUUCUAUCUCCCCAGGCUUUUCAACGCUUGCGAGGGCCAAGACGAGACAGAGGAUUUCUUGAGCCAGGGAGGGUCUCGGCGAGCAUAUAAUCUAUACCCAACCGCGGAGGAAAAACAAUGGAUGCUUUACUCGAGCAAGAACGGGGAUGAUGAACAGGAGGAGGAGACGCCGAUGGAGAGAAGGGGCUCUUCUUUUUUCGGUGGCGGUGACGAAACCACUGGACUGCUUGCUACUCUCUCGGGAUUAUCCAGCGAGUGCUCCGAGACUUUGGAGAAGCUGCCUGACGCCAAGGAAUGCGAUCAUCCGGGGUUUCCUGUGAAGAGGAAGUACUUGAAAAAAUCGCGGACAGCGCCAGCGCUCAACGUAAACUACUCCAAGCGGGACAAGUCGAAGAAGCUCACGAGGCCAAAGCUGGAGAGCGCCACGACCGUGGUGGUGCAAGCUAGCAUCGGGCUCAUGAUCUAUCUCGCUAUCGGGGUCGCGAUCUACGUGUGGAGGACGGACGACUUCUCAGGAUCUUCGACGUAUCCAGUCAUCGACGCGCUCUACUUUUGCAUCGUGACGAUGUGUACCAUCGGCUACGGCGACAUCACCCCGACCUCUCCAUCGGCGAAGCUCUUCGCGUGCUUCUUCGUGCUCGUUGGUUUCGGCUUCAUCGACAUACUCCUGAGUGGAAUGGUGGCCUACGUUCUCGAGCGGCAAGAACACCUCCUUCUCAGUGCUGUGGAGGGGAGUCACCACGAGACGGCCAAGAACUAUGUGGUGAACACGGAGAAGGGGAGGAUGAGAAUCCGGAUGAAAGUCGGCCUAGCGCUCGGGGUCGUGUUCUUCUGCCUCGCGAUCGGGACUCUCUUCAUGCACUGGAUGGAGGAGCUCGGGUGGCUUGACUCGUUCUAUCUCUCCACCAUGUCCGUGACGACGGUUGGCUACGGGGAUCACACGUUCAAGACUUUCAAAGGCAGGCUUUUUGCUGCGGGGUGGUUGCUCGUGAGCACUCUGGCGGUUGCUCGGUCGUUUCUGUUUCUAGCCGAGGCGAGGAUCGAUAAGAGGAACCGAUUGAUCGCAAAGUGGGUGCUGCACAGGGAGAUGACGGUGGCGGAUCUAGUUGCUGCGGACAUGGACAACAACGGCUUCGUCACGAAGUCCGAGUAUGUGAUAUACAAGCUCAAGGAGAUGGGGAAGAUCAGUGAGAAGGAGAUCAUGGACGUGUGUAGGCAGUUCAACGUCCUAGACAAGGAUUGCUCCGGAAGAAUCACGCUCUCUUGUCUGGUCAACGAAGAGAGCACUGUACGAUGAGAGACUAGUGCUAGAAGUGAAAGUGUAUAUAAGAGAGUCAGCAUCAAGAGUAAAGGAAAGUCACUCUUGUGUAAUUGCCGAGAUCAUCGCUCUCGAUGAAGAUCACGGCGAAGAUCGCAGCGAA
Molecule: messenger RNA, 1741 nt
Organism: Selaginella moellendorffii
Lineage: Eukaryota; Viridiplantae; Streptophyta; Lycopodiopsida; Selaginellales; Selaginellaceae
Product: two-pore potassium channel 5
Exons: 2
Coding region: 163-1617 (484 amino acids)
Biological process (GO): potassium ion transmembrane transport; stabilization of membrane potential
Cellular component (GO): plant-type vacuole membrane
Molecular function (GO): potassium ion leak channel activity
Source: RefSeq, a predicted model, not a curated record